This is a messenger RNA of Caenorhabditis briggsae, 681 nucleotides long. The record is from RefSeq and is a predicted model, not a curated record. The transcript has a single exon. NCBI's taxonomy places the organism in Eukaryota, Metazoa, Nematoda, Chromadorea, Rhabditida, Rhabditidae. The coding region runs from base 1 to 681 and encodes 226 amino acids.
AUGAAACUUCUCUUCAUUUUGGCUACUUCUGCUUUGAUCAUCUCGGUCCACUGUGACUAUGCAAGUGGCAGAGAUGGAGGAGGAUCGGCAUAUUCUGCAGGAGGUGGUGGGGAUGCCGCUGCUCCAUCUGCACCUGCAGAAGCUGCUCCAGCUCCAGCCCCUGAACCUGCCCCAGCACCUGAAGCCGCUCCUGCACCAGAGUCUGCCCCAGCACCAGCUCCAGAAGCUGCUCCAGCCCCCGAACCAGCAGCAGCUCCCGAACCAGCUCCAGCACCUGUACCUGCCCCAGCACCUGCUCCAGAUGCUGCUCCAGCUGCACCACCCGCUGAUGCCGGAGGUUAUGUCGCUGCCGCCCCAGCUGCAGGAGGAGGAUCAUACCCAGCUAAAAAGAGAAGAGUCGUCCGCGCUUAUGCCGAUAGCGCUGCUCCAUCAGCAGAGCCAGCUCCAGCGCCAGAGCCAGCACCAGCGCCUGAACAAGCUCCUGCAGCUGAAGCUGCUCCUGCACCAGAACCUGCUCCAACUCCAGCUCCAGCACCAGAACCUGCUCCAGCUCCAGCUCCAGAUGCCGCUCCAGCCGCACCAUCCGCUGAUGCUGGAGGAUAUGCAGCUGCUGCUCCAGCUGGAGGCGGCUCUUAUCCGGCGAAAAAGGUGAUGAGAUUCAACCGACUCGUCGUUGCCUAA